Molecule: messenger RNA, 1206 nt
Organism: Ipomoea nil (Japanese morning glory)
Lineage: Eukaryota; Viridiplantae; Streptophyta; Magnoliopsida; Solanales; Convolvulaceae
Exons: 2
Coding region: 1-1206 (401 amino acids)
Source: RefSeq, a predicted model, not a curated record
AUGGCUUUACAAGACAAAGUCAUAGAGUUAGGCUACACAAUGAGUGAAUGUAAGGUAUAUAUUGUUGUGGGUGAAGGUUUAAUUGAGGUCAUUUUAGAUAGUGAAGCCUGGGAUUUAAUUGAUGUUAGUGAUAAGGAAAGGGAAGUAGAAGUGUGGAUCAACAUUGGAGGGUUAAAUUAUGAAGCUGAGACUGAUGUUGAAGUGGAAUUAGAGUGUGAUUAUGAAGCUGAAACUGAGGUUGAAGUGGGAGAAGAUUCUGAUUAUGAAGCUCAGGGUGAGGUUGAAGUUGAAGAAGAUCCUGACUAUGAAGAUGAUGAUGAAGAAGAAUUGCGUAGUCUAGGUGAGGAUGAUAUUCAUUUUGAAAAAGCAGUAGAUCCCACUGUAGAAUACCAUGGGAUAGGACCAACCACUACUCUGCAAGAUGUGAAAUCUGAAAAUGAUAAAAUGAAUGUCCAAGUGAACUAUUCUGAUGAUGAGACACCUCAUGGAAGUGAUGAGGAAGUAGAGGAUGACAUUUGGUCAAAGUUUAGAAGUUGUGACAUGGAGAACCCUACUCUCACUUGCAAGAAAAUUGGUUGUCCAUGGUCAAUAACCCUGAGAUGGAUUAAGGAUGUGAACUGCUGGAGGGUUACUUCAUUCAAUGACACUCAUGAUGGCUGCUCUUGGGUGUGGGAGAAUUCAUCUGUAAGGUCCAGCAGACUAGCUAAGAGGUGGAAAAAAGACAUAGGCAGUAAUUCAAGCUGGAGAGUCAGUGAGUUCAAGGAGAGAGUGGCUACUGAUGACCACUUCCAUAUCACCUCUAAGGUUGCUUAUAAGGCAAUGACAAUGGCUAGAGCUAUUAUUAAUGGUGAGCUUGAAGAUUAUUUCAAAAAGUUUUGGAGUUAUUACUUGGAGAUUGAAAGAUCAAAUCCAAGAUCUCGUUCAAUUGUGAAGAUGAGUGAGAGUGUAGAAGCAGGAGGAAAAUCAAGAUUUCUAAGAUGGUAUAUAUGUUGGGAGGCUUGUAUGAAGGGUUUCCUACAUUGCAGAAAGAUUAUAGGGAUUGAUGGUUGCCAUUUGAGAUCAAAGUAUGGUGGUUAUUUGUUGACUGCAACUGCCAUGGAUCCCAAUGAUGGGAUCUUCCCACUUGCCUAUGCAAUAGUUGAGGGUGAAAACAAGGAAUCAUGGACUUGGUUCUUAGCACUACUUAAGUUUGUGCAAUCUGGAUGA